Molecule: messenger RNA, 3123 nt
Organism: Colletotrichum spaethianum
Lineage: Eukaryota; Fungi; Ascomycota; Sordariomycetes; Glomerellales; Glomerellaceae
Product: GYF domain-containing protein mpd2
Exons: 3
Coding region: 1-3123 (1040 amino acids)
Molecular function (GO): protein binding
Source: RefSeq, a predicted model, not a curated record
AUGCCUUCGAAUCUACCAUCGAGCUUCGCCUCGGCCGCUGCCGGCCAGAACUCCAGCCGUGACGCGAGAAGCGGUCGGCACGAUGGACGCGGAGUUGGCAGUGGGGAAUGGACAACUAGGGCUCGACGUGACGGCAGAGCUAACGGCACCCUGACCUUCCGAAGAUCCUCGACGACACCCGGCCACCCGUCCCAACCCGCAGCCUCGUCCGAAAAUGCUUUUCCCGCGACGUCCCUUGAAUCCGGGGCAGCGCCCCAGACGCCGGGAGCUGCGACGUACGACUACCCAGCUCCUUCACAGUACCAGAAGGAGUCGAUUCUUGGUGUGUUCAAGAACGGGGCGGCAGAAAUAGACGCUGCCAAUGUGUUUGAAUCGGGAUGGACGCCAGGACAAACAAAUGGAGGCGCUGCGCGGGGUUGGGGCAAGAGCAACAAUAACCAUAAUUCUCAGGACCCCGCUGCCUGUUGGAACACCCGGGGCGAUAGUCACCCCGUCGGCGUCAAUGGCUUGUCUGAAGAGGAGAAGGAGAAACAGGAGGGUAAUCAGGGGCCCGGACCGAACGGACGGAAGGCUUCUUUGUCGCAUGGUAGUGCUGCCGCAUACGGUUUGGCAUCGCCGUCGUCUGCCUCCAGACCUGGAACUCGGCGCCGAGAGACGACGGAUUCUAACCCUUUCGGCAACGGUCCGCUUCCGUCCCCGAGUGCGGCACGGUUUGCCCGCGGCGACGAGGCGUUCUUGUUCGGUCGCAAGAACAACGACGUCAAAGAGCAGGACCCCCCUGACGACGAAGGAGCGGGACAGUCGCAGAACCAGGCGCAGACUAAGGCACCCUUUGGAAACCUGACGCGCAGUAACACGACUGGUAACCCUAGCAUGGGUGCCAACCUGGGCUCACUUUGGGGUGCUUCCUCCCAAGCUUCCGCGGCCGGCGGCGGCGGUGGUGGUGGCGGUGGUAGUGGUGGUAGCAUGGGCAGUUUUGGCCAGUUCGCUCUCCCGACUCCUACUUCGACAAUUGGUACAGGUAGCCGUGGGGGAAGCCGCUUCGCCAAUCUUAUGACCAAGGAUGGUACAGACAACCCUGCCAACAAGCCGAACGAAGCCUCAACUCCCGACGCGACCCGAUCCUGGCGUUCUCGUCCCCGAACCGACACCGACCCCUUCGGAGGCGACGAUAAUCUUUCCGGCAGCGCAGCACUCGGAGGUGCUCAAGACACCAGCCCUCCCCCGAUCCCCAACCCCAGUAACAUAGGCAUGUUUGAGACGCCUGUCAAGGGUUCGACUGGCGACUUUGGCAUGUCUGGACUGAACCUUGGACGCCAAGCCGAGAACGAGCAAGGUCCUACGAGCCCGUCCGAGACGAACCCAUACCGCAGCCCCCCGACCGAGCGUGGCGAAUCCAAUGAAGAAGGCGGCACCGAGAAGCCCCAUGGCGCGGCAGUUGGCGGCGAGCAAAAUCCCGGGUUCAACACGAUGUCGUCACGCGGCUUCCCCACCCAUGCUUUCGACGGCAGCGAUCGCAGCCAGACCAGUAGCGCUGGCCCUCGAGGUUACGCAUCUGGCUGGCCUGUUCCCAUGUCUACUGGCACCCCAGACCGUGAGCGCGCUGGCUUUGGUGGUGUCUUUGGAAAUUCUUUGUUCAGCCCUAUGGGUACCGAGCUUCAGUCGCCUGGCUUGUCAAGCAUUGGCGCUGGUGUCUUCGGUCCAGCUAGUGCCGGUGGCCUCGGUGGAGCUGGCACUAUUGGUCGCAGCAAGCUAGGCUCCCUGUUCCCGCCCGCGAUGCAGGCCCAGAUGCAAGGUCACGAGCAGGAGAACCUGAGCGAUUCCCUGCCCGACCUUCGCCAAGGAAACCCUCUUGGUGCCAUCGGUCGCGGCAACUUCAACCCAGCGCCACGAGACACUGGCAGCCCGCUUCGCAGUGGCAGGGGCGGCGUGUUCGAAGAGAUGUUCCCCUCUGACCCUACCCGUUCUCACAGCGUUUUUGGUGGCUCCGAUCCCUCUCACCCUGGAGCUGCCGGCGUCGGCCACCCUCAGGCGUUCACUCCCGGAGCUACUGCUGGCGCUGAGUUCGGUUCGACCCCGGUUCGUCAGAUGGUCAUGCCCGAUCGUAUGCGCUGGGUCUACCUCGACCCCCAAGGUCAUGUUCAGGGCCCUUUUAGCGGCCUCGAGAUGAACGACUGGUACAAGGCCAACUUCUUCACACCUGACCUCCGCGUGAAGAAGGUGGAAGACUCUGACUUCGAGCCCCUUGGUCAACUCAUUCGCAGAAUCGGCAACUCGCGCGAGCCCUUCCUUGUUCCCCAAAUCGGCAUCGCCCAUGGCCCUCCAUCCCAGGCUGGCCCCUUCUCCCCGAGCGGCAAUACUGGCGUCAUUCCUCCCCUCAGUGGGGUGUUCCCAAGCUUUGGUAGAACGCUGACCGCCGAGGAGCAGAACAACCUGGAGCGUAGGAAGCAGGAGGAGCAGCAGGCGAUGGCUCAGCAGCGCGACUUCAUGAUGAGGCAGCAAGCCAUCACCAGACUGCAAAGUCAAGGCCCAGGUGGUGUCCCAGGUUCCUUGCACCACCAGCACAGCGCUCACAGCCUGCAGAGCCAACCUAGCUUCGGCAGCAUCUCGUCGCCAAUUGGUGCUCAUCCUCAACAGCCCCCUAUCGGAGGUGGUGUUGGCCCCACGUCCGGCUUCUUCGACGUGGCCGCUCAGCAAGGAUCGGCCCAGCCCCCUGUUGGCUCUGGACUUGAGCACUUUCGCGAAGAGGAUCUUGCCACGUUAAACCCGAGCGAGCGCCAAAUGCUUGCAAGUGUUCAGGCCCCGACUAGCAUUGCCGGCAUCUUCAAUCAGCAGCCUGUUGGUGCUCCCACCAACGACAACAAUCUCCGCAACAAUCUGCCAGCCACUGAGCAGCUGGACAAGGACGAGGAGGGAUUUCGCGAGCGUUUGAAGGAGUUUGAGGAUAUCCGUGCCGUGCGUGACUCCGAGCAAGCCCAAGAGUCUGGUACCAAGGCCACCCAGGAGGAUGCGCACCAAGAGAUUUCCGCCACAGCGACUUCCGAGGCAGCUGCCAAGGAGCACCACAAGUCAUCGGCCCCGGCAUCAAGGAAAUCAUGGAGGAAGAGCAGCAGUUGUCUCUAA